GUGAUAAAAAUUUCUUGAUAACGUUCGUGAAAUCAGUGAAAUGUGAAAUCUCAAUUAAAUUAUUUCAUUUAAACGUUUUAAUUUAAAGUCGAACCGUUAAAAUGCCACAAGGAAAGUACAAAGUGAAGAAUAAAGCUCCGGUAGAUUCGAAGAAACCGAAGAAAGUUGCCAACGCCAGAAAGAAUUGUCCGAUAGCUCCUAAAAAAUGGAAAUACAACGAACAAGGCAGGAUAAACAAGACCAUUACGAAGAACGUUAAUAGAAAGAUCGAAGAGGAAAUUCGAGCUGCGGUUACUGAUGCUCCUAAAGUGUUUUUUGCCAAGAAGAAAAAACAGAUUCAGCAACGUGUACCGGAGAAGAAAGAUAAACCGCAAGUUCCUGUUCCUCCUCAAUCGUGAUUUGUUUUUAUUGACUGUUGAAGUAUUUUAAUAUAAGCUUUUUUUUCUUCCA
This is a messenger RNA of Planococcus citri (citrus mealybug), 450 nucleotides long. RefSeq lists its product as uncharacterized. Bases 102 to 398 code for a protein of 98 amino acids. The transcript has 2 exons. The record is from RefSeq and is a predicted model, not a curated record. NCBI's taxonomy places the organism in Eukaryota, Metazoa, Arthropoda, Insecta, Hemiptera, Pseudococcidae.